CCAGCAGAAAGUCUUUCUGGUGAUUGUCCAGGUCCUGCGUAAUAUCUGAGAACUAGUCUCGGGUACGACCACAUUAAUGAGCAUGGAGUAAAUCCAUGUCUCCUUGGGGGGAGGGGAAGGGAGGGGAAGGGAGGAUGUCAGCCUGGAAUCAUGAGAUGUCACAGAAGGCAACAUGCUCUCGAACCAGUGCAGCUCAUGAACAAACAAAAACAGAUUUCUAUGGAAUUCCUAGUACAGAACAGACCACGCUGCUCGCCGUCGCGAGUGCUGGACCGCAUACACUCCGGAUUCCCGGCCUUUCCACCGGAUCGUGUACAAUGCUGCCACCGUCUCCUCCAAUACGUCGAGUCUUCUCCUGGGCCACAUCUUUUCGGCAAAGCCGCCGGACGCGAAAACUGUGCAGCUCUGGAAUCUGGUUCCCCUCCCUGCGCUUCUAGAAGUACAUGCUGCCAUGAUUGUUCUCCGACUGUACCUGGAUUGAAGACGUAACCCGUCGAGGAUGGGGAGGAGGGGGAGGGGGUGUGUGAGAAGUGUUUCUUCGGAUUGAGAAGCUUAGUGCCAUGUUGCUGGACUCGACUGUGCGUGUGCACUUUGGUUUGACUCCAUUCUCUGGGCAUGUGCUUAACAAGGUCAAGCUUCUGACAGCAUGACCCAAGUCAUGCUGUCAGAAGAGAGACCUAUAAGAUGGAGUCCAGGUCUGGGAUCAGAAAGUCUUCCAGCUGCAAGUGGCUAUCAUCGUUGCCCUCUCUGCAGAUUGAGGAGUUCUCUUGAGAGGGGGUGUGGAUGGACUUCUAUUUGUAUGAUCCUCUCCUUUCAAAUGUCUGCAGAAGAGCAGCCGAAGAGGUGUUCUGUGAACAGGUUUGAAGACUUUCGGUGGAAGUCCACUUUUUCCUCACCGUCAUUAGCUGUGAGCAUUGAGAACGCAUCAAAUUCGAAUAGCAGUCAUGAACUAGUCAACAUUUCCGUAUAGACCACAAGAGGAGGUGGACGGCAAUCGAGAUUCCUUGGGGUCUCGAGUCGAGUAUGUCCCAUAAGAUUGUACUCAUCAUAUCCAGACCGACCACAUCUCUACUGGGACCGGAAGCGGGUGGCUUUCGGUUGCGAAUUCAUGAGGUGGGAAUCAUUGUACUCGACACAGCAUCUAAUCCCUCAGUACGUUGGCCAGCAAGAGAGCUUUUGAACUCGGAAUCCACCACGCGGAAUCCUUAGUACAAACAGCUGAGACGGUUACAUACUUCGCCGUACGAAGCUGCCCAAUUUCUUACUCCACUCGACAGUGCACCACUUUUCCUUACUCCGAUUGCAGGGUAUAUAAAACUGGCCACUCCAACAGAUAUGGCAAUAUAUCUCGGUUUUCGCUUCCCAUGCCACUGCAGGCAGCGCAAGCUGUGGCCUCUUAUUUCAACUUGAGAAAUAUGGGACUCAGAGAGAUGGGCUUUAGCGAGUGCCGAAACUCACAACACUUAGCACGUGCUGUCAACAACGCUCGCAUGAUCGAUAAAGGAGGACGGAUGGUGAUUUCGCCACUUGCUAUGGCUCAAAGUGCACCUUAUGCUCGUCCCUCUCACCGCAGCAGACAGCUCAUGUUGUGGCCUCUCGGUUCUGCGUCGAAGAAGAGGAUGGAGCUUGUGCCGACUAUCCCAACACUGGGCCCUCGCUGUGCAAGGCUUCUGACUCGCCAAUGGUUUGAAACAAACAUCUUACGAUCUGGACGAGAGGGCAGAAAAUUGAACUUGCCUCUGGCUGGUGCUUAGUGAGAGACAGAGAGAUCGAUCACGUCACGGAGCACGUCAAGGAGUUUGAGCAAUUUUAUCUUCAGAGGAGUGUUUAGAGUCUUUCAUCAACAGGUGGAAUCUGGCAGGGAUGGAUGUAUUGUGAAGCGUACACAUCUUCUGAUCUGGUUCCACCCAGUCGAUGCGGGACCCUAAGGACUCCUCGAUAGCCUCCCAAUAUGAUGGAACUGCAGUCGUGAGUGAGCACGAGGACGGGAAUCUGCAAAGUAAAUUGGUCUGCACAUACUUCCUCUCUUCGCCGUCAACAAAAUGCAGUCUCUGCGUCCAAGAUUUUUGCAGAUGCUCGAAAUGUGCGUUUUGGUAAGAUUUUCUGACUUUGAUCUUCGAUGGGAUGUCUCAAUCAAGACAUUAACAGAUAGAGAGAUCGUGGCAAGCUACUUCGUCCCAGUCGUGGAAACAUGUGACAAGCGUUGCAUCAGAUUCUAUGACAAGCACAGACGUGACAACACAAUGAGAACAUUCUCGUUUCUCAUUACUUUGGUCAAGCGUGCAAGAGACAAUCGUGGAUGGUCCCAUUCAUAAAACUCAGCUCGUCGUAGGCUUGAACAUUAUCGGACGACGCCUCACGUCAGAUUGAAUGUCCCAAGAUUAUCAGGUUCCAUCACUUGAGCAAUGUUGCGUCUGAUUAGUUCCAUCGGUCAAACUUCAGCUCAGUGCGCGUGUUCACACAACCUCAAUAACAACUGAUCACCACCGUAUUUCCAGAUAAGUUUGAGCUUAUGCAUGCACCUGCUUAAGAGCGAGACUGCACCAUUGUUAGGUAGUGGCACUAGGUAAGAGGGAAUCAACAAGCGAGGUCGAGGCAUUAACGGCGAGUCAAACGAUGAUUACAGUCUUCAUCCUGCUUCAUGUAGAAAUAGGAGUAGAAGUCUCGGGAAUUGUGUGAUCUCUUAGCCAUUAAGUAAUGUAUCACCUGGAAGACGGAGUUGGUAUAUAAAUAUAUACAUCGUAACUAUGUAAAUACACAAUAUCUAGAGGCCUUAAACAUUCUCACUUACCAAGGUGUCAUAAUAGGCGGUUACCAUAAUUCUUACCAGCUGAAUCCAACUUGGUCCUUCGAAAUCGGUUCAGUAUCAAAACCCACACUUCUGAUACAUCAAGCAAGGGUUUCAAUUAGUCAGCGAGACUGGCACGUGCACUCCGAAGAAGCGGACUGGGAAGUGCUCACAUACUGGCUUAUCCACCCAAAUGGUAAGGAAUAUUUGGCUCAUCUGAAUGCUAUAAAAUAUCAAUACGAGACAGAUGUGUUCUCUAAACUCCUCUCGUGUAUCGACGCAGAAAGUUUUUGAGCACGAUUUGCGCAUGUGAGUUCAUGCGCAAAGUGGGCGAAGGUCGAUAGUUGUUUACAGAUUCACGGCGUUUACGAACGUACUGUGAGGAACAUAUCCAGGGAGUUCACACAGAAGAUGUUUUUCCUAGUAGACGGCAAACUCAAGUAAGAUUUCUUCCAAUUCCGAAGUUGCAGCAGCAUUAGCAUUCAGCGGAUGCUAGCUGUCCCGUCCUUUUCUUCCAGACUAUGCAGUCCAAGUGAUACCGAAGACAACAGAAAAGAGAUGGCAUAUUUACUAUCCACAGAUGAAACACCUUCGUCUUCCAUGAGCGAUUCAGAUCUCAGGUUUCUGGUGAGACCAACCUGCUCUGUUAGCUGUCACAUUCUUGGCGAUUUAUAUUCUUCCCGGAUUAUCUGUACCACGCAGAAUAUCAUCUCAUGGCUACACUGGUGUGUGCAUCCAGCUAAACCGUUGACAUUCCUUCCAGGCUGAGCUCGUCCAUUUUGCUUGAUUGGAAUCUCAACAUGAGAAGAAUUUGGCGUCAGAUCUGUAUGGUGACUCGGAGUUUAACGUCACCUCAGUAGCCAUAGCCGGCCUGCGACAACGGGUUGUGAUAGGCAUGCACAUCUUCUAUUCCUCUAGAGAAGCCGAUAGGUUAUACAACAUGCUACAGAAAGUUGUAUGAUUUCACACUCGACUUCACGUCAAGAAGUUGAAUAAAAAUCUUAUACGUGCACGUACUUUUAUCGUGCCUACUUAAUACUGCUGUAGAGUUUGUUGAUGUGUUUACAGGCAAGUCCUCUGGUAGCUUGAAAUAUCUAUCUUGAGAUCCUUCAACCUUGGCCGCAAAUGUGCGUCAAAAUGCACUUCCUUACGAAGGUACCUGUCGAAGACGAUUUCUUUUCUUUUAUUAUCGAAUUUAAUAUGUAUAUUAAUAUGUAAUUUAAUAUGAUAGAAUUUGAAGAAGUGGGCAUACAGCAAUAUUGCAGAAAGCAGGGGAAGAACAAAUCUACUCUUACGUCGAUACCCAGCAAACGGGUAACAUGGGGCUAGGGCCCAAAAGUAUUUGCUCCACGACACUCGGGACUUAUAUAUUGCUUUGCACGGAAUGAUGCUUCAUUUGAAUUCAUCUCGAGGUCAGCUGGAUGCGUUCAGAGUUAGUGAAUAUACAAGCCUCACAAACUAGUAUUGGG
Molecule: messenger RNA, 4257 nt
Organism: Marchantia polymorpha subsp. ruderalis
Lineage: Eukaryota; Viridiplantae; Streptophyta; Marchantiopsida; Marchantiales; Marchantiaceae
Source: the annotation of a GenBank genome assembly